GGCUGGUUUCACAGGGAGCGGAGGCAUUUGAGUCAGGGCACACAUGCUUCAGCUGUGAGAGACCCAACUCCCCUUGGCUGGCUGGCAUCCCAGAGCAGAGGCAGAGAGAGACAGAGACAGAGGGCUGAGUGUGAGACGCCGAGGGUUAGGAGAGCUUUCAAGUGGAGAGCAGGCUUAGGAGAGGCAAACAAGUGGUUUAGAAAGUCCAGAAAGGAAGAGAAGGAUUUAGAAAGUGACAUCUGUGUGUGUGGGCUCCUCUAGUUGUGUAAUUUUGUCUGUUGUGAGCUUGGAAGUCAUUUGUGUUUGGAGAUGACAGCUAUGGCGGACAGUGUGAAGAAGGAUCAUGCAGGUCUUGCAGAAGUGUCUUAUGACGACGACGAGGUGGCGCUGGUCGGCGCCGCCACAGAGCCGGCGGUGGACGACGACGACCCCGACGUAGGGCCGGGCCUGGUGCUGGCCGCCGGCUCCGGGGAGAAGAGCGAAGCCCAGAUGAACGGCGUCAUGGUCCUGUCUCUGCUCGACAAGAUCAUCGGGGUGGUCGACAAGAUCCAGCAGACCCAGAACGGGCUGGAGGCCCGGCAGGAGGCCAUGGAGAAGUCCGUGUCAACCAUCCAAGGGGAGCUGGCCAAGCUGUCCAAGAACCACGUCGGCACCGCCAACACCGUCAACAAGAUGCUGGAGAAGGUGCGCAAGGUGAGCGUCAACGUCAAGACGGUGCGCAGCAACCUGGAGAAGCAGGCGGGGCAGAUCAAGAAGCUGGAGAGCAACGAGAGCGAGCUGCUCAAGAGGCGCAACUUCAAAGUCCUCAUCUACCAGGACCAAGUGAAGCCACCGAAGACAACCAAACCGGAGACCGUGGCUGAGGGCAAAGCCGUGGAGGGCCUUCAGCAAAUCCCCGAAGAGGGAGCUCCGGCCAAUUCAGACGAAGAGGUGGAGAUCGAGGAGAUCAUCGAAGAGUCUCGUACAAAACGUCUCCAGCGAUCCACCAAGCAGCAGGUGGACAACAUCAAGAAAGCCUUCUCCAAAGAGCAGAUGCAGAAGACUAAGGUGAAGACCAGGGAGAACCUGGAGAAGACCAGGCAAAAGACCCGCGAGAACCUGGAGAAGACGAGGCAGAAAACCCGCGACAACCUGGAGAAGACUAAACACAGCCUGGAGAAGAAGAUCGGCAAGCUGGGCACCCGCAUGACGCCCAACCAGGAGCGCCGGGCCAAGAUGAAGAGCUCCCGGGAGAAGAUGAAGAAGUCCCUCACCCCCGACCACACGGUCUACGCCCGCUCCAAGACGUCGGUGUACCGCGUGCCCCCCUUCACCUUCCACGUCAAGAAGAUCCGGGAAGGGGAGGAGGAGGUGGCGGUGGAGAACACGGAGAUGGUGGAGGUGAGCGAGGCGGAGCUGCCGCCGGAGGCGGGGGAGAACGGGCUGGGGGGCGUGCACGUGGAGGUGGAGGAGGGCGAGCUGGUAAGUGUAGACGGGCCGGAGGUGCAGGGUCUGCUGCAGGUGACUGAGGACUCCCCGCUGGUCAGCGUGGAGCCAGACCAUCUAAAGAAGGCCCAGAGCGAGUGAGGCCGCCCGGAAGACACACAACGACGAAGACGACGAAGAAGAAGGAAGAAGCACAGUCUGGAUGAACGAGGACACAGUCAUGGUCGCGGGGACUUUUCUAGAUGUGAUCACAACCGUAAUCGUUUUUCAUUUUUCUUUUUAAUGUACCCAACAGGGAUGACUUUCAUAUUUGCUCAUGUUUAGCGUACAACUAAGAAAAGAAAUGGAAUAAAAACAAAGCUAGUAUUUGGAAGAUGCUACAGGCUGACUGGAUAUGCUUGACUCAUAUGUGUCAAAUCUUUGCUAUUUGUUUGAAUAACUGUGUGGCUUUAAAAAAAACAAAAACAAAGGGAAAACUGUUUUUGUCCUAAAGAUGAUCUUUGUAUGAUAUAGAUUUUUGACUAAAUGGAACGAGGACGUUUUUAAUAAGGCUGAUUGAGUGGUGGAUGUUUCAGGCAUGUGUGAAACCAGAACAAAAUGAAUUUUAGGUUUAAUUUAACAAAAGUCAAGAUGCAAGCAAGAGGAGAUAAGAGGAAGUGUUUACCCCUGAUAUGUAAAAGCACUUUGGGGAUUAAUUUUAUUUGCUGCCAUCUACUCACACAUUGUUCCAUAUGUUGCAAUAUAAUUCUUAUUACAUGAUCAGUAAUACCCAAUAAUAUAUCAGAUUUUUUUUAAUAGUUAUUGACAAUAAGCUAUAUCUGAGGCAGUAAUAUUUAAAGGACUUGACACCGAUCAGUAUUAUGUUUGUACAUUUCUUGUUGUAAAGGAAGCUAAUAGUGACCAAGGUCCUCAAAGAGCCUUUCACUAAUUUUGAAGCUUUACUGUAGUAUUAUCUGUUUUGGAGUUUUAACUACAUAUUUAAGCCAUUCUUGAGUAAUAUGAAAGCUGUAUCAUGUGUUGAUAUAAGUUUAAACGUUAUUCCUGAUUCACUGCAAUGUCGUAAUUUGAUGGGCGUUUCAGACACUCGCCAAAUCCAUGGCGUGUGGACAUACUGUUCCCACCACAUUGCGCACUGAGAGUAAGGAAAAUGACUGUCACCAUGGUCACAGCUCAUCACUGUUCAUUUGCACAUCCUUAUUAAAUUUUCCCAAAGUAAUUGCAGUCAAAAAAGAAAAAAAAAAAAAGGAUGGCCUGAAGAUCAGGGUGACAAAUUAAUGAGUUACUAUGUAAUACUUUGGGAGGCAAAUGCCAUUCUCAGUGCAGGCGGAUGGAGGCUGCCAGGUAUUAUGAAUGGCAUAGCACUUUAAUAAAUGUCAGAAGACCGUAGCAGUGUAAUUCACCCCACAAAUUCUUUUGCCGACCAGUUGUAAUCUCGUGUUCUUCCUCUGAAGGAUGAGCGGAGGCUUUUGUAAUUAUUCUGAACCUAAUGUAAACUGGUGAUGGUGACGCUCAAUCACUGCCAGUUUUCGUCGUGUAAAGCUGGCAAAGCACAUCUCCAGACAGGAGCAAGGUGAAUGGAUCACUUCUGUUUUUCCUCCCCUGGAGACUUGCCUGUCCUUGGCUUGGUGUAGGCACAUAAAGGCCCACUGUGGAGCAGGGAACACCAUUAAAAUAAUCAAUGGGUGGAGAAAUGCAAUUAAGGAGAGUGCUCCUUUCCAGCACUGAGCAGGAGAGACAACAGGGAGACAGAGGACAAAGGAUGUGUGUUUGUGUGUGUGUUGUUAAUAAUAUAAAGAAAGUAUGUGCAUACCUUACACUCAAGUGGAAGAUGCUUUGAAAUAAAUCAUUAACAGGCCUGUAACAUCACAUCGGUGUAUACUUUGUAUGGAUUUCAUUCUUUUUUACAGAUAUCCGGCUUUUGAAAAAAAAAAAAUGCUUUGCCAUUAUGUAUAUUUUGCCUUGUUUUAAUGAAAAGAAAAAUAUAGCUUAAACUAGAGGCUGCAGUUUCUGCACUUUUACAUGUACACUCUGCGCCAUAAUGUGACAUAUAACUGUUGUUAGUGUUACAAAAUAGCAGGAAAUUGAUUAAGCUUGCCAUAUUGUGUUGUGUUCAAAGCUUAUUUUUGCCUAUCUGACAAUGAAUAAAGGCUGAAUGAAAAUUA
Molecule: messenger RNA, 3587 nt
Organism: Salarias fasciatus (jewelled blenny)
Lineage: Eukaryota; Metazoa; Chordata; Actinopteri; Blenniiformes; Blenniidae
Gene: cavin1a
Product: caveolae associated protein 1a
Exons: 2
Coding region: 310-1566 (418 amino acids)
Biological process (GO): transcription initiation at RNA polymerase I promoter; termination of RNA polymerase I transcription
Cellular component (GO): cytoplasm; caveola
Molecular function (GO): rRNA primary transcript binding
Source: RefSeq, a predicted model, not a curated record